AUGAAUAAUGUUGGUGUGUUGGAGUCAUUAUCUCCAUUGGUUGUGUGUCUUGCAUCGGAACUGAAAUAUUUGGAAAUGGUUUUUCUAAAAAUAGAAUUUUUUGAUCGGCCAAAAAUGAAAAAUAAUUACAUCAUUACAAUAAAAUGGGAAAAUAAUGAGAAAACAAUAGAGAUUUGUAAUCCAACUACACAUUGUAAAUCCAAAUUUUUAUUACCUUUCAAAAUGGAAAACCCAUUCAAUUCCAAUACCCAUAAUAAUUAUAAUUAUAAUAAUUAUAAUAAUAAUAAUUAUAAUAAUAAUAAUAAUUAUUAUAAUAAUAAUUAUAAUAAUAAUUCAAAUAAUAAUAGAAUCUCAAUUAAUGACAUUUUAAAUGAAGGCACUGCGCCAACAACUAAAUCAAUUUGCCAAAACCAAAUCCAUGGUCCUCCAUCUAAAAUUAUUACAAAAGUUUUGGAUUCUAAACCACCAAGGGAAGUUGUUUCACAUGAUAAUCAUUUUAAUCAACCAAAUAAUUUAGAUAACUGUUCUUUCCAAAUUACAAAAGAGGUAAUUAAAAUAUUUAAAUCAAUAAUUAAAUAA
Dictyostelium discoideum AX4 is the source of this 579-nucleotide messenger RNA. RefSeq lists its product as hypothetical. The coding region runs from base 1 to 579 and encodes 192 amino acids. NCBI's taxonomy places the organism in Eukaryota, Evosea, Eumycetozoa, Dictyosteliales, Dictyosteliaceae. The transcript is spliced from 6 exons. The record is from RefSeq and is a predicted model, not a curated record.